This is a messenger RNA of Balearica regulorum gibbericeps (East African grey crowned-crane), 1116 nucleotides long. Lineage: Eukaryota; Metazoa; Chordata; Aves; Gruiformes; Gruidae. The record is from RefSeq and is a predicted model, not a curated record.
AUGGAGCAAAGAGUGGAAGAUGUACGACUGAUUCGAGAUCAGCAUCCAACUAAAAUACCAGUGAUCAUUGAAAGGUACAAGGGAGAGAAGCAGCUUCCAGUUCUGGAUAAGACCAAGUUCCUGGUGCCAGAUCAUGUCAACAUGAGCGAGCUAAUCAAAAUUAUCAGGCGACGCCUGCAGCUGAACUCCAACCAGGCGUUCUUCCUCCUGGUGAACGGACACAGCAUGGUGAGCGUUUCCACGCCCAUAUCCGAGGUGUACGAGAGCGAGAAGGACGAGGAUGGGUUCCUGUACAUGGUGUACGCCUCCCAGGAGACUUUCGGAGUGCAAUCUUUUGUCUAAGACACGCGAGCGGCUUCUAGCCUAGGAUUUUGGUUUACCCUUGGCCAUCACCCCCGCUCUUUCCCACACACACCCCAGGGAAAGAAACGGAUGUCACCUGUGCUCUCAGUACCGUAGCAUAGUCUUGCUUUAGCAGGUGUCUCAUCUUACCUUGCCUUGUUUGUGACUAUUAAACAGUACAGACGAGCACCUCCAGCUUUGAAACCUGCUGUAAUAUUCCACACAGGCACAUUUACAUUUCUGGACUUUAUGAAUGGAACCCAGUUGUGCAUGUGACAAUUGCAAAUAAAGGGACACUCGAUCGACUUUUAACAAGCGAACAGGCGCCAGGGAGGAGCUAAAGUGUUUCGUGUGACAGUUUCCUGGAAAAUCUCCCUAUGAUUCCUUAAAGCUUUUAUUUUUUUUUUUUUUUUUUUUAAAUGGGAAGGCUUCUCAUGAGAGCAAAUAUGUUUUAAAGUUCCAAAGUGGAGCUUUGUCUUCUGCAGCUCAGUGAGACUCAUGUCAGUGCUGCAGUGAGUUAAGGCAAGUGCUUGGGGUGAGCUGGGGGUGCACAACUCUUUUUGUCUCUGUUUUUUUUGUGGCUCCGCAAACUUAGGACCGGUGCCAGUUUCUGAAAUACUCAUACCAAACACCACAGCUUUAUCAUAGUUUUAAGAAGUGUUUAACUGUAAAAUACACACCUGGACAGGUAAUGUUGAAAUAAACUCCAGUCCGUUAUGAAUUUCCAAUGCCUGAGUGUGCAGUGAAACACUUGGUAUAAAAGCUCGCUUCCAA